CCACCGCUACGAAAUUUUGCGGUUGAAGUCACUUCAUAAGCGUCAGUGAUCUCCCCGAUAAUCUCCGGAGCAACUCGUUGUAGCAUUUUACGUAGUUUUGCCGAACAAAUUCACGUUUAUCCUUGAGAAAAGUGCCGCAAUAAAAUUAAGAACAAGAGGUGUAACUGUCCAAUUGCUGAAAAAUGGCGAACUUUGGCUUUGGAACACCAACAACAACAGCCAACACAAGUUUCGGUGGAUUUGGAACGCCAAAAGCUACAACUGGCUUCGGCCUGACAGGAACGACCUUCGGUACACCUACCCCUGCUGCCACUGGCACUCUAACAUUUGAAACUCCAACAGCCACCCCAUCAACAAGUGCCCCAGCUCCCAAUUUCAUUUUUGGUACUUCAGCAACUGCAACCCCUCAGACUCAAACUGGAGGGUUGCUGUCUAAUCCAGCCACAACAGCUCCAGCACCCAGUUUAUUUGGUACCCCUGCAGCAACUUCUGCUGCACCUCUGACUGGCCUAGGAUUUGGAACACUCACGAGCUCUGCCGGCACUGGCUUUGGAACCCCUUCGAGUACCACUCUCACUGGAUUUGGGGCAACUCCUAGUUCAACAGCUACUGCAUUUGGGACGACUCCUGGUACCACAGUUACUGGAUUUGGAGCGACUCCUGGUGCUACUGUUACUGGAUUUGGGACAACUCCCAGUGCUACUGCCACUGGAGGACUCACAUUCGGAGCUCCAACGACCUCAGCACCUUUAUUUGGCGCUGCAUCUACAGGAGGGCUUUUCGGGGCUAAGCCUGCAGCCACACUAGCCCCAGUCACAGCAACGACUAGUGUAAAUAAGGGUCUAGGGGGGUUGGAUGUUUCUAUUAGCAACAAAGGACUUUCUCAGGGGAGUAGUAAUCUCACAGCGGCCAAGGAAAAUCUUAUACCCAAUGAAAUCACUCAGACCAUAGAUGCAUUCAAAGAAUUUGUUAAAACGCAAAAAACUCUGAGCUCGGACAUAGCCAGAGGUUCAGCAAGACCGUUGACCCGUUGCUCCGAGGACACAGCCUCCCUCAUGAAGAUGUUGACGACUCUGGCGGGAUCUGUCCAACGAGAUCGAUCAUUAGUUGAUAAAUUGAAACUAGACACUGCAAAAGCUCUCCAGAAUGCGGAAAUUUCACAGAGAACUCACGACACUCCCCCUGGGUUGCAAUAUGAAAGUAAUGCACCUCUUCAGUUCUUCAUGGAGCUCGCUGAGACCUUCGAGCAGGACUUGAUGCUCUUCAGAUCACAGAUCGAAACCACGGAGAAGCUCAUACAAACUAUGCUGACUCCUAGGGCAUUGACACCUCAAGAGUUAACCAUGGCAAUGAACAAAAUUCACGAGUCUCUGGUGGCUGUAGCUGGUAAAUUGCAAGGUGUUCAUGCCAAAGUACAACAGCAGAAGGAGCAGUACCUCAAUUUAAGAAAAUAUAUACUUAAGGAUAGUACAAAUGUCUUCGAGGAGAUGAAACCAAAUGGAAAAACCAGUAGAAAUAGCAUUGGAAGGGUCACCAGUGGACCCACUCCAUUUGGCCCCGGAAUUAAGAGUUUCCUCUCAUCAACGACAAUAACUCCAGGUCGACAGCCCAGUUAUGGAUCAGCGAAUCCUCUCGCUUGGGGUAAUGCAACGCCAGUGCCAUCGGCAACAAAUAUUACAAUGAAUGCUACGAUGAAACCACCAACGGCGAGUUUAAAUUUCAAUCCACCGUUAAAUCUGACCGCACCAUUGUCGACGAGCGAAACGAGCUCAAAUUUUCAGCUGCAAAAACCACCAGUUGGUACUAAACGUGGCAAACACUGA
Diachasmimorpha longicaudata is the source of this 1823-nucleotide messenger RNA. It is a transcript of the gene Nup58, whose product is annotated as nuclear pore complex protein Nup58-like. NCBI's taxonomy places the organism in Eukaryota, Metazoa, Arthropoda, Insecta, Hymenoptera, Braconidae. The coding region runs from base 183 to 1823 and encodes 546 amino acids. Gene Ontology annotation, molecular function: structural constituent of nuclear pore. The transcript has 7 exons. The record is from RefSeq and is a predicted model, not a curated record. Gene Ontology annotation, biological process: nucleocytoplasmic transport. Gene Ontology annotation, cellular component: nuclear pore.